CAAAGGUCCUGCGUGCCACUAGUCUCAGUCACCUGGAGUAGUGUGCCAGGACCCUGCAGGAGAGGACGCCGACCUUCCGUAGACAUGGCACUUACAAUACUGAAAUGUGUGCCGAAAAAUGCAACAGCCAGAUGGUGUCUGUACAGACGUCUAUAUAAUAGUAGCCAUGGAUUUAAUGAAACUGAAGCAAAGAAGAAGCUGGCUCAGUGGUCAGGAGGGUCCAUUAAUCUCUGCAAAGGAGAAAAUGGAAUAGCAGAGCUGUGCAUAAAUCAUCCAUCCCGGAAGAAUGCAAUUUCAGGAUCUAUGAUGCUAGAGUUGGAAGAACGGGUUAGUGAUCUGGAAAACUGGAAAGAAGGGAAAGGCCUCAUUGUUUAUGGUGCCGAGCAUACUUUCUGUUCUGGUGGAGACUUGCAUUCUGUUAAAGCUCUCUCCAGUCCUGAGGAUGGUCUUAUGAUGUGCAUGUUUAUGCAGAACACAUUGACAAGGCUUCAGAGGUUACCCCUCAUCAGUGUAGCCCUGGUACAAGGAAAAGCACUCGGGGGAGGAUCUGAGCUAUGCACGGCGUGUGACUUCAGGUUGAUGACUGAAGAAAGUGAAAUAAGAUUUGUCCACAAGCAUAUGGCAAUAGUUCCAGGCUGGGGUGGAGCAUCAAGAUUAAUUCAGCUCGUUGGAAGUAGACAAGCUCUUAAAUUAUUGAGCAGUGCUCUUGCAAUUCACCCUGAAUAUGCUUUACGCAUAGGACUGACUGAUGACAUUUUAUCUUCAGCUGCAGACAGAGCAUUGGAAGAAGCCAAGACGUGGUUAACGCCAUAUACUAAAGGGCCAGCCGAUACAACUAGGGCAAUAAAAAAAAUAGUUGCCUUUGGGAGAGAACACUUGUUCGAAGACACACUGAGGAAGGAAAAAGACAUAUUUGGAACAGUAUGGGGUAGUCCUGCCCAUUUACAGGCCUUGUCAAAAGCAAUGAAGCCAAAUUAGUUCUGCAUAAGGUGUUAUUAAACACUGUACAUAUUUUAAUAAUGUCUCCUUGAAGGGGAUCUCCAAGUUAUGCCAAAAUGUGGCCAAAGGCCGAGACUGUGAUGAUGUAUAAAAAUACACAUAAACAAA
This is a messenger RNA of Bufo gargarizans (Asiatic toad), 1107 nucleotides long. It is a transcript of the gene ECHDC1, whose product is annotated as ethylmalonyl-CoA decarboxylase 1. NCBI's taxonomy places the organism in Eukaryota, Metazoa, Chordata, Amphibia, Anura, Bufonidae. Gene Ontology annotation, cellular component: cytosol. Bases 85 to 978 code for a protein of 297 amino acids. Gene Ontology annotation, molecular function: enoyl-CoA hydratase activity. Gene Ontology annotation, biological process: fatty acid beta-oxidation. The record is from RefSeq and is a predicted model, not a curated record. The transcript has 6 exons.